UAAAUAUACUCUUUGCAAUUAAGAAAGAUUUCCUUUUUUCACUCUACUUUAUUUUUUAAAUUUAAAAUGGGUUUCUUCGAUCACUUCAGCGACAGCCACCAACAACUCCAAGACACUCCUGACGAACACAAGGGUUCUUUGACUCACGAAGUCAUUGCUGCUGCUGCUUCUUAUGAAGCCGUUAAGGCUUACAACGCACACUGUGAAAAGAACGGUAAGCCCAAUGACCACGCCAAGGCCAUGGAAAUCUUGGCUGGUUUUGCCGGUGGUGCCUUGGACAAGUUGAUUGAAACCAAGGGUCUUGAUUACCUUGACAAGCAAAAGGCCAAGAGACACGCUGAAGAACAAGUCAAGCAAUACUACGAAACUGAACACACUUACUAAAUAACAUAACUGCAUUUAUUGCGAGCAAAUAUAUAUCCUCUGUAAAAAUAAAAUUAUCUUUUU
Messenger RNA from Gilbertella persicaria, 447 nucleotides. RefSeq lists its product as uncharacterized. The record is from RefSeq and is a predicted model, not a curated record. The transcript has 4 exons. NCBI's taxonomy places the organism in Eukaryota, Fungi, Mucoromycota, Mucoromycetes, Mucorales, Choanephoraceae. Bases 67 to 384 code for a protein of 105 amino acids.